Molecule: messenger RNA, 5503 nt
Organism: Epinephelus lanceolatus (giant grouper)
Lineage: Eukaryota; Metazoa; Chordata; Actinopteri; Perciformes; Serranidae
Gene: ccser1
Product: coiled-coil serine-rich protein 1
Source: RefSeq, a predicted model, not a curated record
UCAGUGCAACACAAGGUGCUACCUCCAUACGGUUUGUUACCAUUGUACACUUCCACAGACCCUCGUGUCGGUUAUAAUAACUCAAAGCGGAUAUUUAUAUUCAGCUGUUCCUGCUCUGAGCGGCACCGACAGAGACACCGGAGUCUUCUUCACUGAAGAUCGAUCCACUGCCUCAGCUUCUAGAUGGGUGAAUCCGGCUCACGCCGCUCCACCCUCGUGUCCCGCCUGCCAAUCUUCCGCCGCAGCAGCAGUAAGAGGCAGGACUCUCUCCCGUCCUCUCCCUCUUCAGGCGGACAGGGCAAUGGCGUCCACACCUCUUCACCCUCUAGCACCAACUCCAGUUCUGGCAGCACUGGGAAACGCCGGAGCCUCUUCCGCACUCCGUCCCUCAGUUUCUCAGCUAAACGGAAUAGUGAUCCACGUGUUCAGCCUAUCAACCUUAACCUCACACCCCCGCUGACCCAGAGCACUGACGCGAACGGAAAUAACCAGCAGACGAUAACGACGUCAUCGUCGACAGGCUUCAGUGAAGGCGGUGGACGCCCCAAGUCACGCCACUCGUUCGGGUUUGGCAGCCACAAGCAAAAGAAAAUCACACGCUCUCAGACUGAGGAUUUUGAAAAGGCGUCUUCUUCCUCCUCCACAGCCAAUCGUAAUGUAUUUAUAAACUGUAUCAGUGGCUCAGGGGCCAAUGAGGGCGACGACUCCGGGUUCCUCGAUGACUACAGUGGUGGCAGCAAUAACAACAAACGGUCGUCACGGAAGAAGCAGCUGCUGCCCAAAUCUUUCUCAGCUCACCACCGCUUUUCCCGCACCUCUGAUCACCACAGACCUCCAGAAGUGAAUCUGGAGCCUCCGAGCUCUACCACCAUCACUCCUGGCGCAGGAGGGCUCACCCCGGGGUCAUGGCCAGGCGAGCUGCUUGGUGCCGGCGGUGAGAGCUCACUCCAGUCCCCUAUGAUAUCAGAGGACCGAACCACUGCCAUCACUCCUUCAGAGUUCAUCCCCAUCACGGAGGAUUCUGUAUCUGAGGUGGAUGCUCUGCCAGCUCCCAGCCCUGGAUCUGGUUUAACCCCAGGACCUGUCUCUGUGCCUGGGCUGGCUGUUGACACUGCUCCACCUGAACCUCCACCUGCUCCAGAGAACUUCAGCGUGGCUGUCUCUACCUCCCAGGUUUUCUUCACUCCGGCCCAGUCCAGCGCUGAGAAACCUCUACUCCCCGACACCAGCACAGCAAACAACACAGACUAUGAGACUGCCAUUUCCCUCUCAGAGCCUGAGACAGCCGUACCCUGCCUACCUCUGCGGGAACAAUCACUGGAAGAGAGGAAGGAGAGGGAGGAGGAGAGAAAGGAAGCGAGGGCCGAGGUGUCACCAGAGGAGAGGAAGAAGGUGGCGGAGGAGAGGAAGACAGGAUACCACACAGAGACCACAAGUGAGAGCGAGGCAUGUGUGGUACGCAGCGAGGGCUGCCACUCUAACCCCGAACAGUCAGAAAGGAGGGCGAGAAACACGCGCUCUAUUCAAGAAAGAGGAAGCUUCUGCGGCUGCCACGAACCGAGGUCCUCUCAUCUGAGGAAACCACACGCAGCCUCUCUGUGCAGCAGUGUCAGCCCCUAUCAUGAGGUGAUGCGGAUGGAAAGGCGUCUUCGCUCCUCAUCGGAGGGGGCUGGUGGGCCUCGUAUCCAUGGAAACCACAGAGAUGCCCCGGGCAUGGAGGGAUGUGGUCUGCUGAAACACAGAAACAACUCUUCCUCAUCCAAAAUGGGAAGUCUGGAUGUUUUAAACAACCUGGGCUCGUCAGAGCUGGAUGAAGAUGAUCUUAUGUUGGACCUGGACCUUUCGGAUGAUCAGCGACAUCGACAUGUAUCCAGAGAAGACUCCAGCCAGUCCCUGGCCUCCUGUCUCAACCUGCUCCACUCCCCCAUGGACCCAUCAGGAGAUCGCAUCCCAGGGAGAGAAAACAAUCAAAGGGAGCCCAGCCGUCCAACCAGCCUGCUGCCUGCUGACUGGAGCUCGGGGCUGGGUUUGGGGAGGGAAGAUGAACCCUUACCACCAGGACUGGAGACUCUUCCAUUCCGACUGAUGCAGCAGGACUGUACUGCUGUCAAAACCCUGCUUUUAAGACUGAGACGGACGCUGCAGGAGAGCACAGAGACAAGUCCUGCCAGCAGCCUCCAGUCCCUACCCAUCAGCCCCUGCAGUGAGAAGUCCCUUCCAUUUAAGGAACCUGGCAGAGAGGAGGCCUUGCUGCAACAACUGAGAGAGAAAGACGAGCUGAUUCUCAGACUUCACAGUGAACUGGAGAGUGCCAAAGCUGCCCUGAAGAUGAAAGACUGCCAAAUGACUGACCGCGCAACACAGACAGAGCACAUGGGGCCAGAGACCAGUCAUCCAGGCCGGUGGUCAGGACUAGGCAGCAGCAGCCUGGCUUCAAGGGACCGAAGGGUAGCACGGGGUGUGGGGGCACCACUCGGAGGGGACCUCUGUAACCAGCACCUCCCCCACCACUAUCCACCUCUGCACGGCCGGCCUCCUGCCUCUGAACGACACGCUGCCAGGGAGGAGCGCCACUGCCAGGGAGUCUUGGCACAGCCCACAGCCCGUAACCCUGCUCCAAAUCUGGCUCCAGGCUCCUCCAACUCGUCCUGUGCCACUUCUGCAGUGUCAGCCCAAGCCUCACUUACUACUCCAGUCCAGCUUCAAGUUUCACACCCGGGCCUUGGUCCAAAUCAAUGCCUAGGCUCCGGCUCAGCAGCUCCUAACCACUCCGCAAUUCCGUCUCUGUCCUCCAGGCAGCCAGAGGGGGUGUCCUCCUCUUCUGAGUCCUUAAUUUCAGGAGGAGGAGGUGGGGUGAGUCUGUCAGGUGGGGCGAGGAGAGGAGGAGGAGAGCACCACCCCCCGAGCCAUAUCCCUCGCGCAGUUGGAGCGAGCGCCUCCUCAAGCCUCCACAGUCUCGCAAGCAGAGGGAGCCCCUCCCCAAGCGUCUCAUCGUCCAUCCAAGCCUCCCCUCCACCUGCUAAUCCUUCCCCAGCCUCCUCCUCCUCUUCCUCCUCCUCCUCUUCCAUGUUUACGGGUCGUUUAGGACAACCACCUCGAGGCCCUCUGUCUCUGCAUAGCUACAGUCGUAAAAAUGUCUUCCUCCAACAUUCCCUACAGACUGCCGAACUGCAAGCUCUGACGCAGAGAGACAGUUGAGGGCGCACACACAUUGACACCAUCCAUAUUGACUUGAGCGAGAAAAUGUGUGACUUUGUAGAGAAACUGCUGCUCCUUCGGUACAAGUUGCUUGUGUUUCACUGUCCUAGUUCUCCCUGAAUCCAUCAACCACAUGCGCUUACAAUCACGCCUGUCUCUCUUUACAAUUCAGACCAAACCUUCGCUGACAUUUUGUUCUUAGAUUUGCUCGUUUAAACACACUCAUAUGCAAGGUCACACACACACACACACACACACACACACAUCAAGCUGUGGGUAUGAAAAAGGCACUCACCCGUCUAUCAGAACUCCCACGUUGUGUCACGCUGACAGUUUAGAUGUGCUUACGCCCACAGACACACAAAGUGCACAGAGACUCGUAUCCAUGCACACAUACAGAUCACAGUCACACACACUUAGAAACACACUCUCACACAGAGACAUCAUCUGUGAUAUCUCUGCCUCACAAUCUGCACAAAUAACAGGGUGUUGAAACUGAAGGCAGAGAUGAGGUUUGUAUUUGUGUUGUUAAAGAUUUAUUUUUAUCCAUUUAUUUGAUUAUUUUUUAAAAGUGAAACCAUGUGCUGCUCAAUGAACUAUGGGGCUGCCCAUCAUUUGCGCUGGUGAAAAUACACUGUCACAUUGCCAAAUCCUACAUCAGAUCAACUCAACUCAGAUGACAAGACAUCCACAUCCACGACCCUUUUACUGCAUGCUUUUUAAAAAUUAAGGAGAAUACAGGUGAGCAUUUUAUACAGCAACAAAAGCAGGACCUGGGUGACUUUUAAAGUCUUUUAAUAACGUUUCAGUAUCAACUCUCGAGAAGGGAUUCAAACAUGCCAGAACCUCCGACCAAGACAUGAGCCUGUUGAGUGUUUUGAGAAGUAAACGUUUAUCCUUCUGCUCACAUACGCCAAUCAGCCACAACAUUAAAACCACUGACAGGUGGGACCUGCUGGUAACCCCAAAUGUCCUGUGUCCAUGCCUCGACAGCUCAGAGCCAAGUGCGGUCAACAGUGGGCCUUCUUCAGUGUCCCGUGUUGGCACCAGGGUGUUGGCAGUAGAUCCCUUGAGACCUGUGGGUUGAGAGGUGGGGCCUCCAUGGGUCAGACUUGUCUUGGCACGUCAUGUGGAUGCUCAAUUGGAUUGGGAUCUGGGGAAUUUGGAUGCCAGGUGGAUGCCUUGAGCUCUUUGUCUUGUUUCUCAGGCCAUUCCUGAGCAAUUUUUGCAGCGUGGCAUGGUGCAUUAACCUGCUGGGUGGGCCACUGCCAUGGGGAGUGCUGUUGCCAUGAGGGGUGCAUGUCAAGUGGCAUCUAUAUGAAUGUCAGGACCCAAGGUGUCCCAGGAGAACAUUGGUUUGUAACAAGAUGAUCAAUGUUAUUCACUUCACCUGUCCGUGGUUCUCAUGUUGUGGUUGAUUCGUGUGUAUAAGACAUUAGAAGUACCUUUGGCUUAACACUGGACCUGGUUUUUAUACAAGUGCAAUGUUGCAAUAUUACCCACAAUAUAUAUAAGAGAAAUGUGUAUCUGCAAUGUUAGAUUAGUACAGUACAGAAGUGAAGAGUGUCAUUCCAAAAUGAGAGGUCUGCCAUUUGAAUAAUUUGGCAUUUAUAAAGACAAAAUUACAUUUUAGUAACUCAAAAUCAAAACACAUCAGACAACGAGAAAGAAUAGAACAAGAUCUGGCACAACCAGCAUUAUGUAUUUUUUCCAAAAUGGGAAAGAAGUAUCAGUUUUUUUUGGAAUGAAGCUCUUCAAAUCUUCUUUGGGGCUGGGUAUUGAAGUGGGAUACCUACUGGUGUUUUGCUAAAUGACAGAAUCAAUAUCCAUUUUAAGGAUUUAAAAGGAAAGAUGUUUCAGAUAUUGGUGUUACAGUUAGCUGACCUGCUUUCUAUGACAGUUUUAGUGGCGCAUCAGUGGAGUAGAGUCUGAUUCUGUCUGGUGAAGCAAGCGGCAGAACAAAUGUUGCAUAGAAAGUUGUUUACUUGAUCAAAUAAUGAAAAGAAAGAUACAGAAAGCAUGAGUUUCCAAACUGCCCCAUUUGGAAAAGCAUCAGCUCUAAGGUUUUCCACUGAUACCCAGUCCUUAUGUGCUAGCCUUUUUUAUCUUCCUGAUCUCAGAUGUGUUGGCUAUCUCUUACCUAAUGAGAUGGCACUUGGUAUAGAAAGGCUAGCAAUUAUGUAGUUUUUGGACAGUAGGACUCAUACCUUUUGAUUGAGCUUUAUAUUGAAACUGCCAUGACCUGCUGAGUCGUACAUUAUUAACACUUUGGGGACAACAUGUGUCACAAUUUGAUAAGUGAGAA